UAUCUCACAAACACAUUUACCACCAUUACAGCACCGGAUGGCUGGCACGCAUCAUUUUAUCGGCUACACUUAUCAGCGUACUUAUUUAUUUCGUUCGACUUAGUCAGUUUUUGUAGGACACAAAGAUUAAAAAACCGCAUUAUUUCGACCCUUGUGUGUACUAGUCUGUCCGUGAAGACAAAGCUAAGUGAAUAUGGCAUUCGCGGUAAAGAAGCGCACCAACAACCGGCUGAACGAGAUCGAAAAGCUUCAACAGCCGGCGAACUUUUUGCCCAAUUCCUACGGUGAUCGAUUUAUUCCCCGUCGAUACGCACUGUCCCGAUCGAGCCGGUUCAAGGCGGAAAGCAUGCCGGAACAGAAAACGGAUCCAAUGGUGAUGAAGGAGAUGCCUGGCUACUGGCGUACCCAUCACUAUUCGAGCGUGCUGAAAAGCCAGCUCGGGCUGGUCUCGACGCACGAUAAGAUACUGUCCUUCCGGGAUAGCACCAGCCGGCAGGUUUGCAAACGGCUCGCCAACAAGCGCCCGCUAGAGUGCAUCGUCCGCCCCACGUACAGUAACCAGCAGAAGCUGGACUGGAGCUGCCAUCCGCGCACCAAACCGAUCGGGUUCAUCGAAGCCGUGCACGAUCUGCCCAACAUCAAGACGUACUAUCACAAAAUCAUCGACUGGUCCGCGGCCGGGCAGAUUGCGGCAAUCUUCAGCAAAAAGCUCGUCAUCUGGACACCCAACACGGACGAGAUCAUUGGGCUGGGGGCCCAGUACGCGACGUCGAUCGCGUUCGAGCCGGCGGGCACCCGGCUGGCCAUGGGCAUUUUUAUGAUGAACCGACCGUGGCUGAACAUCUUCGACGACCCGGCCAGGCCGCAGUCGGAGCGGCACGGCUCGCUCAAGAUGCUCGACCCGCUGGACCACCCGAUCAGCUGUCUGACCUGGGACGGUAGCGGACUGUACGUGCUGUGCGGGUUUGGCAAUGGUCAGAUUUCGAUCGUGCGCAUCCGGCCGGCGGCCAACAUUAACCAGUGCGAAAGCAAGUACUGCGUGCACAAGGGUUCGAUCAUCGCGAUCAAGUUCUCGUGCGGGUGCCGGUACAUGGCGACCGCGGACGAUCUCGGCCAGCUGUACCUGUGGCACUGGAGCGCCGGCAACCUAACGCCCAUUACGAACUGGGACAGCUCGAUGUGCGCCUUCUUCGACUGGCAUCCGUGGCGCGAGGAUGAGAUUGUGAUCGCCGACAGCGAACCGAUCCUGAUCGCACUGUACCACGUCCCGAGCCGCCAGGUGCUGUCGUACUAUCAACGGCGCGAGAGUGAUUGUAUCUUGACAACGCUUUCGUUCAACAAGCUUUCCGGCGAGCUGGUCGUGUGCUACUCCUUCACGGAUCUCAGCAAACCACCCGAAAUACUUGUUCUCGCGUCGAUGGAUCGCGUGGUGGAUGUGAUGCGCAAUCACGAUGACUGCAUCGUACACCUCCUGUGGAGUCCGGAUGGAAAGCAACUGGCAAGUGUAGGGUAUGAUGAAACGCUCACGAUUUGGAACUUCUUCGGUACCUCACCCACAAACGAAUGCAAGAAGAGGAAGCUGCAAUGCGAACCGCCGGUCAGUAGCGGUAGCUCACGGACCGAUGGAAGAGCGUGUGGGAAUGCUGGCAGUUCCUGGGACGCAUCUCGCAUCCCGUGCAACCGUAACAAAGAAGCCACCUAUCGUGAUCUGGCCUCGAGUUUUCUUUUCAAGGCAAUGCGCUGAUGCUGCUGUUCUUCAGAAUGCCCAGCCCGUAGAGUCUAACAGGAAAAGCAAAGGUACAGAAGUCCCCUUGAUGGAGUCAACUUGCAUCGAAUGCGAGUAGGUAAUUAAAUUAGAGACAUAAAUAAUUGCAAAUGGGAGGAAGGAAAUGAAGACAAGUUUUUUCCACCUACGCUCCGGAGAAGAUGAGGCAAGAUAGGGGACACAUUCGGACUGAGUUUGUUUACAGGCUGCUGAGCGGCCUUUCGAUAACACAGCAGAGCAGAUAGACUGCAAACGUUGUAUAGGCAUAGGUCCGGUAUUAUAGUCGUAAUGUUCCAGUUUGUUUAUUUAUUUUAUAUUUAAAGUUCAUUGUAAAGUUCAUAAACCAUCAAGAAGUUUGUUAAACCAUUUUACCGAGGCCUUCGUGCUUUAUACUCAUCAACUCUGAUCAUAAGACUAGUUCUUUAUUAUUUGAUUUGUCUGGCGCAACUACCACAAGCCUAUUAAAACAUUGUUAGCAACAAGUGACCUUUUGUGUUGAAAAAAAUA
Messenger RNA from Anopheles arabiensis, 2272 nucleotides. It is a transcript of the gene cort, whose product is annotated as protein cortex. The record is from RefSeq and is a predicted model, not a curated record. Gene Ontology annotation, molecular function: anaphase-promoting complex binding; protein binding; ubiquitin ligase activator activity. Lineage: Eukaryota; Metazoa; Arthropoda; Insecta; Diptera; Culicidae. The transcript is spliced from 6 exons. Gene Ontology annotation, cellular component: anaphase-promoting complex. The coding region runs from base 194 to 1744 and encodes 516 amino acids. Gene Ontology annotation, biological process: anaphase-promoting complex-dependent catabolic process; positive regulation of anaphase-promoting complex-dependent catabolic process; positive regulation of ubiquitin protein ligase activity.